Molecule: messenger RNA, 546 nt
Organism: Cladophialophora bantiana CBS 173.52
Lineage: Eukaryota; Fungi; Ascomycota; Eurotiomycetes; Chaetothyriales; Herpotrichiellaceae
Exons: 2
Coding region: 1-546 (181 amino acids)
Source: RefSeq, a predicted model, not a curated record
AUGGACCCGGCCGAGAAAAGACGUUUCCUUCAAGAGCUCGCCAUCUUCACGGGAAAUUAUUGCGAUGAUAACCUUCUUCAAUUGGUUAUUGCCCCCUUUGCUGUCUGCACCAAUCUUUUCGUUCUCUGGGUAGUAGUCAUAUCCGGCUACGUUGUCGCAACCUAUGUCGCACAGGCGUAUGUUCUUGCUCAGAUAUUCUCUUCUCCGCCGUAUUCCUUGUCUGCCGCAGGUAUCGGAUAUCUCUUCCUAGGUCCUUUCACUGGAGGUCUCAUUGGUCUUCUUGUCUUUGGCACGAUUGCCAAUCGAACGACCAAGUGGUGUUCCGCAAAAAAUGGCGGCAUCUACGAACCAGAGUUCCGCUUACUCCCUACUGCAAGCUACUAUGCCACAGCGGUGAUGCCCGGAAUCACCGUUUUCGGCAUUGCGGCUGUCGCAAUUGGCUCAGCGGGGUAUGCCUUGGACGCUUUUCGAGACAUGAGCAGUGAGAUCUUUGUCAGUGCGAUUAUUUUCAAAACUUCCUCUUCUAUGGCUUUAGCUACUUCGUAA